Aspergillus candidus is the source of this 1606-nucleotide messenger RNA. RefSeq lists its product as uncharacterized. The record is from RefSeq and is a predicted model, not a curated record. Bases 43 to 1194 code for a protein of 383 amino acids. The transcript has 4 exons. Lineage: Eukaryota; Fungi; Ascomycota; Eurotiomycetes; Eurotiales; Aspergillaceae.
CCCAAAUACAUCCAAAAAACACCAAAUCUCCCAACCAGAACAAUGACAUCUACCACACCACCAUCCCGACUCGACCGCUUCCUCGCCGCCCAACAAUCCCUCUACGGUCCCAAUCUGCACUCCAUCCCCGAUCCCCAAACAUGGACCCCGCCCCCCAACUCCGGCGGCCACAAGGGGCGCUACCUCUGGACAGACGCAUUCGGCGUCCUCAACUUCAUCACCCUCCACCGCGAGAUCUCUCGCCACAGUACCAGUAACAAUGAGAACAAUCCCUACCUCACCCUCGCCCGCCGCCUCGUCCACACAGUCCACGACAUCCUCGGCCGCACACGCAACACCGACAACCCCACCCGCCUCCCAGGCGCCUCAGAAAGCAACCCCCUCGGCGGCGGCCUCCGCAUCGGCAAACAAGAAGAGCACGGCCCCGACGGCGACGGCCAAUACCACCACUACCUAACCCUCUGGAUGUUUGCGCUCAACCGGCUCUCCCUAGCCACAGGCGACGCAACAUACAACCACCAAGCGGUCUCCCUCGCGCGCGCCAUCCACCCCAAAUUCGUCCUGCACCGCGAGUCAGCCCGCCCCAGGAUGGUGUGGAAGAUGGCGGCGGAUUUGUCGAGGCCGUUGGUUUCGUCGGAGGGAAAUUUGGAUCCUCUGGAUGGAUUCGUCGUGUUUAGACUGCUGCAGGCCGCUGAGAGGAGGGGUCCCGUCUUGGAGGAUGAGAUUGAGGAUUAUAGACGAGUGAUGGCGAGGAAGGGGUCGCAUUUUGUGUCGUCUGAUCCGUUGGAUUUGGGAAUGUCGAUGUGGACAGCGCAUUGGUUUGUGGAGAAGGAGGCGUGGGCGACGAGGUUGGCGGAGCAGUGUUUUGAGCAGUUUUACGAACUCUUCGAACUCGACCACUACCUCAACCGCAACAUCCAGCGCCGUCUCGCCUUCCGCGAGUUCGGAACCGGUCUCGGCCUCCAGUGCAUGGCGGGGCAGUCAUCCGAGAAAGACCGCGCGGUAGACCUCACCAAAUACGCACAGGCGAUUCUCGACGCGUGGAAUCCGUACAUGCGGAUGUCGUCGGAGAGUAGUACCACGCCGGAGGACCUGCGGCCUAUUACGCGGGUUAUGUAUGCCGCGGCGCUGAUUCCUGGAGCUUUUCAACGGGGAUACUUGGGUCCGGAGCCUAGUGGUUUACCUGAGCAGUGAGAUUGGAUGCAACUAGAUUAGGUAUAUUGUAUGCGUUGCGUAGGUCAUAGUGGAGUCGUUGUGGAAUAGUGUAGUUAAGCUCUAGUAUAUCCGUACAAACAAAUAAGAAUGUACCAAUCAAUCAACCGAUCGGCCCUUGUAUACCAACGCCGCUAAGGACGAAGUCAGAGUAUGUAUAAUCUAUACUCCCGGAACUCCUACCACGUCCCUCCAUGCCCCAACGCGUCGAGGCAAGAUGUAGAUCGAAUAGAUGGUAGCCAGAGCGAGGAAAAGCCCAUUCCACUUCUCCAACCAAGUAUGAAACCAAAUAGCAGUCAUCAACAACAUCCACCAACUCAGCCCAAAAACAACCCCCACAAACCUCCCCGCCCACUUCCUCACAACCUCCUGGUCCUCCUUCUUUCCCACCUCC